CUUUUCAUGGAGGCUCCAAUUUAUGACCUUACGCUACUGACUUCGCAAACACUCAUCUCUAUCCAGACGCGUGUAACCCAAUGUAAUUAAUUAUGCUUCAAAUUCCCCAUUUCCAUUUUUCCUUUUCUCUCUCUCUUUUCCCCUUUUACAGUUACUGCAACAACAUUGCUUCUGGAAAAAAAAAGUUCCUUCUUUUUGGUGCGCCAAUUGAUUCAAUUUUCGGAGGCCUUUUUGGAACCAAUCCGUUUAUUUUCUGGAUUCGGAUUGGAAUCAUCAAAUGCGGCGUUGGUGGGGCCAACCCAUCGUGACAGAUUUGGGAAUAACCGCCCGUUUUAACUGCAUUUUCCAGCAGCUUCAAGGCCUAUCCUAGUCUUUGAGAACUUGCGGGACCAUGGCAAACCAAAUUCUCUCAGAAAUUUGUUGUUAUUACUGUACGGAAAUGGAUGACAUUUUUUCUCGCCUCUUAAGCUUAACUUCCUGUAUAACAUGCCGAGUGAUUGAAUUUAUUGAAGAUCUUGUGUUGAGGGAUGUGAUUCGAUUGUUAAAAGAUUCAGAGAUUAAUUCUUCUUGCAAACAACCAAAAAUUGGAACCUGCACUGGUAAACAAAAUUUGGCUCUUGAAUAUGCAUCUUCAUCAAGAGAUUGUAACUGCAGUACAAGCUUAGGCUUUCUUGACAGAGAUGGCAUUUAUCUGGAGGAUCUAUCAUUCAUCAAUUCAGGAUCAGAAAUUUUAAUAGAAAUUACUCUAGGGGGUGUCCACUUCGUUUUUAAAGGGUUGACGCUCCUUAUCUCUUUCUUUGAAUUUGCUUGGAGAUCAGCAAUAGAAACAUGGAGGUGUAUAGGUUAUCAUAAGGGAUGUGUUCAUGCUCGUCUGCAGAGUAUUGUAUCUCGAGUUCUGAGAACUUUGAAUGGGUCUUCAGAUGACAUUGGGUGGUUACAAGAAUCUCCUGAAAUGGCUCCAGUUGAGGAUGGAUCAGCUAGAUUCCUAGAGCUGUUACAAGAAACUAGGAAUGGGGUGCACAAACUGCCGGAUUCUUUUGUCUACCUGCUGAUUCCAGGACUUUUCAGCAAUCAUGGUCCCUUGUAUUUUGUCAGCACCAAGAGGUUUUUCUCAAAGAUGGGUCUUGCUUGCCAUAUUGCUAAAAUUCACAGUGAGGCAUCAGUGGAGCACAAUGCUUGGGAAUUGAAGCAAUACAUAGAGGAGUUAUACUGGGGAUCUGGUAAACGUGUGAUGUUGCUUGGCCACAGCAAGGGCGGAGUUGAUGCUGCCGCUGCCUUGUCUAUUUAUUCACAAGAGUUGAGAGAUAAAGUGGCAGGAUUGGCACUUGUACAGAGUCCCUAUGGGGGAACACCCAUAGCUUCUGAUAUUCUUCGUGAAGGUCAGGUUGCUGACAAGGAAACUCGGAGGAUCAUGGAGUUUCUGAUUUGCAAACUGAUUAAGGGUGAUAUAAGAGCACUUGAGGAUCUCACCUAUGAGAAGCGAAAGGAAUUUAUCCGUAAACACAAGCUUCCUGAUAAUAUUCCUCUCAUCUCGUUCCACUCCGAAGCAAGUGUGGGACCCGGUGUGCUUGCCACCAUGUCACACAUUGCACAUGCGGAACUCCCCUGGCUACCUCGAAUUUUAAAUGAGGAUGCAGACGAUGAUGCCAUCUUUGCAGCACGGAAGGUGCCCGUAAUAGUCCCAGUUUCCGCUGCCAUGGCUAUUACGGCACUCCACCUACGACUAAGAUACGGAGAGAAGAGCGAUGGCCUCGUGACAUGUCGCGAUGCUGAAGUCCCUGGCUCUGUUGUGGUCAAGCCCGAUAAGAAACUCGACCAUUCCUGGAUGGUGUACUCUUCAUGGAAGAAAGAGCCCACAGAGCCCGAUGCUUGCGAAAUGUGUGAAGCUUUAUUGACUAUGCUCGUUGAGCUCGGGAAAAGAGCUUCGAAAUGAAGGUGCAUUCCUUCUCAUUUUCACCCUUGUGUGUUGUUUUCUUGUUAAGUGACUACUAGAAAAGUUGCACAUGACAAAAUGUCAAGGUGACUGGUGAUCUCCAAAGCUCUGCAGUAGCUAGGCUGCAUUUAAAUUGUUUUCGCACUUUGGAAAUCGUGUUGUUGAGUACGAACGAGGACAAGGUAGUCACGAAUGUUUACUUUUACACACUGAUGUAAUACUAUAUAUCGGAGUUGCAGUUUUUCAACGUAUUUCAGUUAGUAAGACGUUUUUCUUUGAAACGAUAGGUUAGGACUUCAAGGUGUAUAUUUAAAUCAGUAAGUUGCAGUUUUAUUGUAUCUCCGUUGGUAAAACGUUUUUCUUCCAAAAAUAGGUUGGCAGUUAGAGUUUUCUCAGUUGUAACUCUAAAACAAAUUAGAUAAUGUUACAAGUUUCAACUA
Molecule: messenger RNA, 2373 nt
Organism: Salvia splendens (bonfire salvia)
Lineage: Eukaryota; Viridiplantae; Streptophyta; Magnoliopsida; Lamiales; Lamiaceae
Exons: 10
Coding region: 392-1933 (513 amino acids)
Source: RefSeq, a predicted model, not a curated record